Molecule: messenger RNA, 6621 nt
Organism: Patiria miniata (bat star)
Lineage: Eukaryota; Metazoa; Echinodermata; Asteroidea; Valvatida; Asterinidae
Gene: smg6
Product: telomerase-binding protein EST1A-like
Exons: 20
Coding region: 153-5246 (1697 amino acids)
Biological process (GO): nuclear-transcribed mRNA catabolic process, nonsense-mediated decay
Cellular component (GO): telomerase holoenzyme complex
Molecular function (GO): telomerase RNA binding; telomeric repeat DNA binding; protein binding
Source: RefSeq, a predicted model, not a curated record
AAAAUAGAACAUCCUAUGAGAAAUAUCUGAAAAUGCAAUGGCGAUAAGAAGCGUUUGAUUGACCUUCUUCGCGUUAUGAACGCAGGACUACAAAAACAACGCCUAAAACAUUCGUUCUCAACGAUUGUGCUGGAAGAAGGAAAGACGAAGCCAUGGAAAGUGUUCCAAACAGAGACGCGCCCGCUGAUACUAGCACCAAGUCAACACAGCAGCGUAAAGACACUCGCCGCCCCGACAUCGCCAUCUACAAACCUGGACAAUCACGUCUUGCAAAGAGAUCCGAAGACACUAGUCAUGCCAGUUCCGUUAAAAACACCAGCGGCGAUAAACAGUCGCAGGACACUGCUCAAGUUCAGAGUCAGAACCCAAAGCCAACACGGCAUGGCGAUAAAGGAGAGGGAAGAAAACAGUCAGCCCAACAUCAGCGUGGGAGGGAAAAGCAUGAGGGUCAUUCAACAGCGCACCGCGAUGACAGGAAGAAUACGUACCGAGAGCAGAGAUCAAAUAGAGAUGAUAGAAAAUAUUCAGAUAAUCAUGCUGAGAGGGGAUUCAGAGGCAACAGAGGCAGCCAGCAUUCAAAACCCAGACCGGAGCAGGACAGUCAUUUGGGGUGUGAGGAGGUGAAAGGGGAGAAGGGCAGUGGAGCAAAAGCAGCGGCCAAACCACCACAGGAGAGAAAUGCUGGAGUCAGUGUGGGACAUGAGGCCACUGGAAACACUAAACCAGAUAUGAUACCAGAGACCAAAUCAGUCGUUGGUGAACAGAAAAGAUGGCAAGGUCCACAGGGCAAACGAAAGAACGCUGAAUCGAACCAAAAUUCUGAACGGGGUACUGCUAGAAACACAGUUUCUGAAUCCUCUCAUGUCAAGCAAACAGAUGACCAAAGUGAAGCCGUCAAACAAAGUCACAACUGGUUGGGGAAACAAGAACAUCGGAACGGCCAAGCAGUAAAGAGGUCACAAAACAAUGAUAAACCUCCCUCAGACAAUCAUCGUGAAAAACAACCUAAUCAAGGUUCACGAAAAGGGUUACAUGGCAGCACACAACAUUCACACCGUGAAGGUGAGGCAAUGAGAUCCAGCAGCAAAUCCAGUGAAAAAAGUUCAAAUAAAUCAGCAAGGCAGAAGAAACCUGAGCGCUCCUUCUACGUGAGUCCAAAGUUGGCUGGUAGCCAAGGUCAGGAUGAGACACAGGUCACCGAAGAAGAACCAGGACCAUCAGAUUCCCAGAACUCUGGGAAACUCGCAAACCCAGUACCAGCCGAAGAUACAAUUCAGACGAUGGUCUUUACAUCCCGGAAAGUGCCAAACCAAAACUGGCAGCAGAGGACAAACGAUAGUGGUUCCAAGGACGCAAAGCUCCUGGAUUCUCACCAAGAAAAGUUCACCCUUGAGAAUAACAGGAAAGUACCACUGAAGUCGUUACUAGACCUUCAAGUGUCUCCUCCUGAUAAAGGAGUAACCUCAAAACCUCCUGCAACUGAAAAGAAGUCAGAAAAUGAAGGGAGGUCACACACGGCUGAGACGAGAUUCAAAGCUCCGUCAUCAAAAAGAUACUCAGCAAAACGAUCAAGACAGCGCUACAAUAGUGAAAGCUCCACUGGUAGUGAUAACAGUCAGUUCGUUGAUGCGGCCUACCCAAAGUCUGAAAACUCUGAGGACAGAGAACUGGCUCACACUGAAUCUAAGCUGCAGAGUCUUAGUCUCCAAGAUGAAUUCACCGGGUCUUAUGAGUCGGUCUCCAGCACAGACUCGGGCAAACAUCCUGGGACAGUGGCGUCACAAAAUAAAACGUCGCAGAAACAAAAUCAGAAAGAGCAGCUGGAUUCCAGAGCUGAGACAGAAUUUUGCAGAAGGGGACGAGAGAAAAGAGAGCCCGGAAAACAAGGUGGGGAGAGGGGAAAGCUCACAGUCACCUUUAAUAGUCAGGUCAGAGAAGUUAAGCUGUCACCAGAGGAAGAAAGAGAUGAUAGGCUGGCAGAGGAAUCACAGGAGUUGAGGUUUGGAGAAAGAAGGCAAGGUGGUCACAACCGUCACAGAGACAGGGAAUCACAAAGAACAUCAAGUGAAUCAGAGCAGCCCCAACCGGAAUCGGCAUCCAAGGGUGGCGGGCUGAUCCGGCUCCCUCCCAAACGCAGCGAUCCCAUCGCCAUCCACUCGCAGCCAACCAAUCAGCAGUCCGAACAGGGCUAUCGGCCCAUCGCUGACCGGUACUACACCCCUCAACAGAAACAGACCAAGGAAGAGCCCCGCCCCAAGGACCCUAGAGGUCGUCAUGGCAACCGCAGCCUCCUCUGGGAUCCCAACAAGCCACAGGAGAAGCCCGCUCUAGUAUCGUCCAAGAAGCCCGAGUCCGCAUCAUCAGACCUGCAUUUCUACGAUCCCGACUACAGCAGUGGUAGUCCACAGGAGCACGGAUCUGACCCGAGGGGUCAUUUCCAACCUCCCGGUUACGGAGCCUAUCAUCCUUCUGCUUAUCCUCCGAUGCAGAUGCAGCCUGCCAUGUACCCUCCCCAAGGGUUCUACCCUGCGAUGUCUUGGGCUGAGCAAGUAGAGGCUCACAGCCCAGACUCUCGCGUCCCAGAUCCAAGUCCUCCAACUCAGAUCACCAACUACCAGGGCAACUUCCCGCCUCUGGGAUCAUCCCCGGAUGUUCCCCCGAUGAUGGAAACGCCGUCUGGUGUUACAGCCCCUCCUCAAUCCCACUCCCAGUCAGUAGCGUUUAGGAUCCUCCAGGACACAGUGAGGUAUGAGCACAGCAUCAACAAUGCAGUGUCACGCCGCUUCCAUGGUGAUGAGAGUGUGCAGAAAAUCAUGAAACUCGGCCAGGAGCUGGAGCAUAUGUACGAGCAGGUGAUCCUGACAGACCUCGAAACAUGCAACAAGCACAACGUUGAGCAGCUGCUAUGGAAGACAGCCUACUACCAGCUGAUAGAGGCACUACGGAGGCAGGACGUGGAGGAACCGGGAGCGUACAAGACACAACUAGAACAGCUUCUUAAUCAUGGAAGUGAUUUCUAUGUGUCACUCUUGGACAAGCUACAGUCUGCUUACAACUUCAGGUUAGAUGCGCACACCGGGUUGGAUCCUCUGCAUGAAGAGCCCAGGAGAACGAUCAAGUUGGCUUUGCUGAGUGCUCAGCGAUGCAUGAUAUCAUUGGGUGAUAUUGCGAGGUAUAAAGAGCUGACCAACGACACCAACAACUUUGGGAAAGCAAGAAAUUGGUACUUGAAAGCACAGCGCCUUGCUCCAAGAAACGGCAGACCUUACAACCAGCUUGCCAUCCUAGCACUGUAUACUAGGAGGAAGUUGGAUGCAGUGUACUACUACAUGCGUAGCCUGGCAGCCAGUAACCCAUUCCUGACAGCUAGGGAGAGUCUUAUGUCACUCUUUGAGGAAGUCAGGAGAAAGGUGGAGCACAAAGAGAAGGCCCAGAUCCAGGCCAAGCAGGAGAAGGAUAGAGCCAGGGAGGAAGAGAGACGACGGCAGGGCAAGGAGCGAGGGGGCAGACGGGGCCGGCCUGGGGGAAAGGGUGACGAUGACAGCCAGGCGACUAGGAGGGAGAUAUGGAUCGCUAGCGACGGAAGCAGCCAUGAUGGAUCGGAGCUGGUUGACGCGGAGGAGGAGGAUGGGGAUGAGGAGGAGGCUGCUUUGAAGAGGAUAUCACCUGUUGAGAUCAACAAGAAGUUUGUGCUCAGCCUCCUCAAUGUCCACGGAAAGCUGUUCACCAAGAUAGGCAUGGAGCACUUUGGUUUCAUCACGGACAGACUCCUGAAGGAAUUCCGCAUCUUACUGACCCACACCCCAACCCCCCUGACCAGUACCAGGCUCAUACAGGCUAUGGCCAUCAACAUGUUUGCUGCACACAACACAGAAACCAAAGACCAGUCACCACGAGAGGACAUGCGUUCCUUGCUUCAGGAGCAAGCCAUCCAGCUGGGACUGGACAUGUUUGGUCUCCUAGUCAGCAGGUGUAACCAGCUACUUACAGAGCAUUUGAAGUCGGACACCCAGGGUCGUGUCUUGUUGAGCGAGGAUCUGUUGCAGCUCCUACCAGGUGUUAAGGUGUAUGUGGAUUGGCUGAUGUGCCACCCGCAGCUGUGGAAUCCCCCGCCCAGCUGCACGCAUGAACCUUACAGUGCCUCUGUUGACGUCUGGUCUUCUCUGGCCGACCUCCUGAACACGCUGAAGAGGAUUGAUACCAGUGUUGCGAAAUUUGUCAAGAAAACUGACGAAUCUGAGUGCCAGGAGAUAUUGCUUUCAGAGGAUGUACAGCUGUCUGGGUUUGUGCCACUCAUUGCUCUACCCUUACAACCCGUGUACGUUCCCAAAGAUACAAACAAGAUGGAAGCCAUGGACUGUGUUCGCAUCAACUCCCUUCUUCUCUUUGGCGAGUACGCCUACGGACAAGAGACCCCCCUACUGGCCUACGACGUGGCCAAGAAUUGCUACGUGUCGGACGCUCCUGAGCCCAUGGCCAAGGAAGAUGACGGAAAUAUGCCCAAUCAGGAGGAAGAUGAUGUCAUCGUUGAAGAGGAGUAUUAUGAAGAGGAAGAGGGGGAUUCUGGGAAGGAAGCAGAGGAUUCUGGGAGCAUUAGCGGGUUGAGACAGAAGAAGGAAGAUCUGGAAAGACGCUUGCAACAACAGCAACAGAAGCAAGCUCAGAUCAAGGCAACCAUGGAGAGCCAUCGUCAACAGCGAGGCCUAGAGUUGGAGAUUCGACCGGUGUACCUGGUGCCGGAUACCAACUGCUUCAUUGAUCACCUGACCAAGAUACAGGCCCUGCUGGCGUGUAGGAAGUACAAACUGGUCGUACCACUCGUGGUUAUCAAUGAGCUGGACGGUCUCGGCAAGGGCAGCCGGGACGAUUUACACGAUGACCCAAACCAAGCGUACCGAGUCCAGCAGGGGGCUGGGUCAGCCAUCCGAUGUCUGGAGGAGAAAUUUGAGCAGAGGAACAAGUAUCUCCGAGCCCUGACCAGCAAAGGAUCUGUCAUGGACACGAUAGCCUAUCGCAGCGAGGAGGUGGAUUUUAAGGGAUGCAAUGAUGAUCUCAUCUUGAAGUGUUGUCUACAUUAUGUUGACGAUCGGGCCAAGGACUUCAUGCCAACCACUAAAGAUGCUCCAAUUCGCCUAUACCGCGACGUCGUUCUUCUGACAAAUGACCGCAACCUACGAGUCAAAGCGCUCCAGCAGAACGUCCCAGUCAAAGACAUCACUGCCUUCGCAAAGUGGGCCAAGGUUUGAAGAAACACCCGAACCUGUCCGCAACGCUUGAAACGAGGAUCACCGCUGCACAGGGAUGCAACAAACGGCGCGAUGUAGAAAAGGGUUCAGGGUCCAUGUGAGGAAAAUCUAGUCUGGUCUAUCGUGGGCCCCCCAUGUUUAGAUUGAUAACCUUUGACCUUUGACAUGGUUACCACCUCAAAGCUCAUACAUAUUCAUGAAUGCUCAAGUCAAAAGGGUAUAAGGGUGCUGUUCAAACUGGUGAAAGGGUCUGAUCGUCAAGUUGUCUUUUGCCCGACUAUGUUUGAGGCACCAUGUUAUUGUGGGGAGUCGGAAAUGCAUUUUUCCCAACAUGUCCACAUGACAAUCAGGGCAGAAAGCAUCGCUUAAAGGGUUUGGUCACACAAAUUUGUAGAAGAACUGAAGUGCGCAUUGGUUUGGCACAUACGAUAGUUCAAGAAAACUGAUAAAACUGGAACAGUUUUGCUGAUGAUGGUAUAGACAGUACACCAUUGAGUUACUCCUGUAAUUAUUUUGAGAAUCCAGAGGCUUUGUGAGCAUCUUUACACGGUUGAUGCAGGGAUAAGUUGAUUUGAGAAUAGAAUUUGGAUAAUCGGUUGCCGUUAGUCAAAGCAUGUACAGAAUUAUUAGGAGCGCAUAAAAAGAUUGUAUAGGUCGACUUGUGUCGUUAGAAAUUCUGAAUGGCUUUUAAUUCAAUUGCGUGUGGUCUUCUAAUGAUCUGAAUCUGAACAUGUGCUGUAGAAAGAAAGUCAAUUGAUCAACGUGCUUUCUUAAUGAUUUUGUUUUCAAUCAUAUUUUAUUUUACAAUUGAUUUCUGAUCAGAUUUGUUUGUGAAUGCUGUUGCGACACAUCUACGUGCUUAAUUAUUUUUGGGAUUUUGUGUGUUGUAUUUUCGUAAUGGCGUAGAUUACUGGUUUUUCUAAAUUUGUCAUCAGAUGACAUUUUUAAUUAUUAGACACUGUUGUAAAAAAAUAAUUUCGUCACUCUUCCACGACAUGAACUAAGCCCAAUUUCGUGCCGCUGCUAAGCACAUGAUUUUGUGCUAACAGAGCCCCCAUCUAUUUCACGGAGGCCGUAAGCAGUAAGCACACAAAAGGCACGCUUACCUCAGAGGAAAAACGUUGCUUAAAUCUGUGACGUUACCAUAGAAAUCUCCAUGCACGCUCAACCGUUAUCACAUCCACGCCAUGAAAUAGUGCGUAAGGUUAGCAUAAGUGUUUGCUAUAGUAAUCACAACUUUUCUGCUAACUGUAAAGUAGUGCCAUGAAAUUGGGCCCUGGGAAAGGUUGGUCUUGUACCCUACCUCCAACAACAUGCUCUCACUUGGCAGUGUGAAGGAAGAAAACACGUAAUGCAAAUAAAACACUUGAAGCUA